UACCAUGUACCUCUCUCUCUCUCUCUCUCUCUCUCCGCGGGACGCUACCGCAACGUACAGCAAACAGACAACGCAUAUUCCCAUUCCUAUUUUGCUUUCCUCACAGUUUUCACUUUUCAACACGCACCAAAUUUCUCAAUUCCCAAACCUCCUUUCGCUGCGAAACUCCCCGGAAUUCGGCUAACCCACCACCCGAUUCCCUCCUCUCAAGACCCUUCCUUGUCUGGAGAUCCAGCAUAUACCCAAAGGGGGAAGAGAUAAUUUAGAUUUUCUGUUUUCGUUCAUUUCUUCCCUUUUUGAUGGCGAAGAAGCGGAAGUCGCUGGCGAUGAGCCUGGACGAGGUGGAUCGGACCAUGUACUCCUCCUUCUGCAGCGCCGCUAACUCGCUUUCGCAGCUCUACACUCAAUCCAUGAACCAACAGAAGCUUUCCUUUCAAGCCGGUGAACGCGAAGGGCUGGAGAAGUUGUACCAGUGGAUCUUGAGGCUACAAGAGGGAGGAUCAAGAGUAACCACAGUUGACAUUCUCAAUUACCUUCAGUCAGAAUUAAACAACUAUGGUGAGGAGCAAUCCAUGUCGCCCAGGCCUCCAUUCCAGAACCCACAUUCACAGCCAAUGCAUGUUGCAAACUCUGGCUUCCCCGUGUCUUUGGGCUCAACUGGUGUUCCAUCUGUUGGGCAAGGGAUCCGACCUGAUCAUUAUGAUCAACAACCAAAGAAUUAUGUUUUCUCAAAUGCUCUGUCAAGUCCUGUUCGGCGAAGCCUGCAAAACUAUCACAUUGCUCAGGGAGACUACUACGCAAAUGAAGGUCCUACUGCAAAUGGAAUAAAGCACGACGAACCAAACUUCCAACUGCACAAUAGGGACUCUAAUGGCUAUAACUCUAACGAUGCCUCCAUGGAUAUGCAUGCCGAAAGUCCAGUUCAUGAAGCUCCUUAUUGAAGAAUUCCUUAAUUGUAAUGUCGCUAGAAGCUGCAAUUUCUUUAGAAUUAGCAAGUAGAAAUGACAUGGUUGCUUCAUGCCAGGGGUUGCUAGUGCUAUUGUGAUUUGGGUAAUUGGGUGUAGGGGGGGAAAAGGAUUAAAGAAAGUGGGAAAAAUCAAUGUAUGUAGUAAAACACCAAAUUUGUGGAAUACAAUGUUGUUUUUUCCCUGA
Molecule: messenger RNA, 1152 nt
Organism: Ipomoea triloba (trilobed morning glory)
Lineage: Eukaryota; Viridiplantae; Streptophyta; Magnoliopsida; Solanales; Convolvulaceae
Exons: 3
Coding region: 300-941 (213 amino acids)
Source: RefSeq, a predicted model, not a curated record